AUGCAACGUCGGUACCGGGCGCUGGAGAAGCUCCAGUCGCUCGUUGCCGCGGGCUCCUUGAGCGCGAGCGACGCCAGCCACCGCGCUGUCCAGAUCGUCGAGUCCACGCCGCAGCCCGUGCGCCUCCAGGAGCCCCGGCUGGCGGAGCUCUCAAAGGCGCUGCUGGCGCAGGCGGCCAACGACAGUGCCAAGGCCGCGCAGGUGGCCAUUCUCCAAGGUCGCCUCGACCGCCUCCGCGACGAAGACGUGCGCGUGCAAAGUCAGCUACAGGAGCUCGAUAUAGAAGACCCGACGACGCUCAAGGCAGCGGCGCUGCGCGACGUCGUCGAGUUCUCGCACGUGUACGCACUCUUGGAAGAGUACAAGUACCUCGAUGCGUUCGCGCAGCUCGCGCACAUUACGCCGUCGACGUGGCAGCGCACGCCACACACGACGCAGCAGCAGCUGCUCAAGAGUGCGACGACCGUCAUGGGCCACGGCGCCGUGCCCGCGCAAGACAAGAUGGCGUCGGCAUCGAGCAGCAUCAUGCAUGCCAACUUUUUAGCGUACAUCCGGACGCUCCACGACGCCAAGGUGCUACCGCCCAACUGGAUCGUACUGCCGUCUUCGAUAUCGGCCAUGAAGCUCGCGUCGCUCCUCGCCAAGGACGCGACCUGCCUCCUCCACCUCCUCAAGGCGCAGAACAACGCGUACGCCGAGAGCCUCACCAUCAGCUAUGCGCUCGCGCAGCGCGACCUCACCGAGCCGCAGGUGGUGGCGCCAUCGCCUGCGCUCUUGAUUGCAGCGAUCGAAACGCUCGACUACCUCAACCUCCACGGCUCGAUCCCGCUGGUGCACCAGGCGUACCGCGGGCCGCCCUCGAGCGAGAUUCUGGACUGUCUGCUGCGGGUGCUCGUCCAGCCGCGCCUCUCGCGCAAAAUGGCGCGGACCCUCAGCGUCUCGAUCACGCUGGACCUCGUCCCGAUCGUCGAGCAUGGGUGCUCGGCGGCGCUCCUCCAAGCGCUCGUGACCAGCGGCCUCGUGCACGACGCGUACGGCUGCUACCUCAAGCUGCACAAGCUCAGCCCCGGCGCGCGCGUGCCGACCUCGAUCUUGACCGACAUGCUCGUCGCCUUCUACAAGGCCAAGCAGUACGACCAGUUCCACCUCGCGUUUGACGAGAUGUGGCGCCGCGGCUACGUCGUCGGCCUGCACGAGUUUCGCGCGCUCAGCGCCGUCGUGCCGCCCCACGUGCUCCUGAGUCUCAUGGGCAGCCGCGACUACUCCAACUGCCUCGCCGAAGUGCACACACAGGCCAGCGCGACCGACCCGAUGCUGCUCGACCUGCGCACCCUUCCCGCGUCCCUUGCGCCGUCGCUCCUUUGGCUCCACGUCGAACACCUCCGGCCACACGGCCUACACGACGACGCCAAGGACGGGUUGCGCGUGCUUGUCCAGCAGCCGCAGGCAAUCGCGGCGCUCCAAGCCAGCCUCGAGCAGCACAACGUGCCGUGGACGUCGCCGCGCCGCGGAGAACUCUGUCUCGCGGCCGCCAGCGUCCUCGACUACCUCGAGCGCCAGGACACGCAGCGCGUCAAGGACUCGGUGUGGCGCAUGAUGGUGCUGCGGGCGCUCGGCGUCUCGUCGCUCUUCGUUUCUUAA
Molecule: messenger RNA, 1641 nt
Organism: Saprolegnia parasitica CBS 223.65
Lineage: Eukaryota; Oomycota; Saprolegniomycetes; Saprolegniales; Saprolegniaceae
Exons: 4
Coding region: 1-1641 (546 amino acids)
Source: RefSeq, a predicted model, not a curated record